Ostrea edulis (European flat oyster) is the source of this 3028-nucleotide messenger RNA. RefSeq names its product arrestin domain-containing protein 17-like. The transcript is spliced from 7 exons. The record is from RefSeq and is a predicted model, not a curated record. Bases 796 to 2070 code for a protein of 424 amino acids. Gene Ontology annotation, cellular component: cytoplasm. Gene Ontology annotation, biological process: protein transport. Lineage: Eukaryota; Metazoa; Mollusca; Bivalvia; Ostreida; Ostreidae.
ACUAUAUCGCAUGUUCAAGUUCAUUCUUAAUGUAAAGAUAUCUUUUGUCGGUGCAAAUCUCAGCUGUUCAAUGAUUACAAUGACCGGAAUAGUUAGGGUCGAUGGCUAUCGCACAAUUCAAUCCUCAUGUGAUUCCGAGGAAACAGUAUUUGAACUCCUAAAAUCACUACAGAAAUUGUAGGUAUUUUUAAACCCAUGCAUGUUUUAUAAUGUUUUACGAUCUUCGUAAUGAACCCGUGUCACGGAGUUGAGACACGCGUAUCCAAUACAUUUCUAACGUCUGAUAAAUCGAUGGGGAAAACAAUUGGAGUCUCAUUCAUUAACGUCAUCAUUAUUAUCAGCCACCAUGUUUUAUUUUUGUUGAACCAGUGGAAGCCUGCUGCUGUUGACGAGAAGACGGGAAUUUAAUGAAAUUAGAUUGUCUUCUGAAGGUUACCGCCACAAUUUAACAUUUCAUCAAACGGCAAAUUUAUUGAUCCGCGAUUUCCAAUAUGGCGCUCGAAAUCUGCUCAUACCAUUCAUAAGGUUUCAUGGCAAAAUAAUCGAACGAUUGUGAAAAAUGUCCUUCAUCCGAAGACAGCGUCUAUAGAUAUUAUGGACCCAGUUAUCCGGAUCUACCACAUGUACUGGGGGGAAAAAGAACACACAGACUGCUGUUGACAUUUUUACUACAACGCAUCCGUGUGGAUCGAUAAACCUCAGAUGAAGAAGUUUCUACGUUUGUCUAGGAGUAUGGGGUCUAAUGACGACAAAAAUGACUGAUAUAAGUAUCGAACAAACCGCUGUACCGGGAACAUGGCAGUGAAUUCUAUUGACUUGCACUUAGAGGGUACUAACACGGUUUAUUUCUCCGGACAGCGAGUGAAGGGGGCCUUGGUGGUUCAUAUCGACGUCCCCAUUAUCAUUGCAGGUGUAGAGGUUCGAUUCAGAGGAGCGGCCCGAGCUAAAUGGAGUGAAACGGUUCAGCGCGAAACCUACAAAACUGACAUAGAACACGAGAAAGAAGAAAUCUACUUUGACGACAGGUUCUGUUUGUGGGGUAAAGAAUCCCUUUUACAAUCUGCUGCAGUCAAUGAACAAAGCCGCUGGGAGGGAAGAGAGGUUCUCCAAAGAGGGCGCCACAUGUUUCCGUUUCAAUAUAAAGUUCCGGAGGGAGUACCAUGUUCUUUUGAAGGUCCGGAUGCGCACGUGCGGUAUACUGUGCAGGGAAUUAUCAUUCGAUAUAACGGGGAAUGUAUUAGCACACAGCGUACGAUUAACGUGUUAAGGGAGUUUGACCCUAGUCGAGAGCCAGGCGAUUCAUCCGCCAAUUCGACACCACAUCCUUUGGAGGAUCACGCCGAAAAAUCAGUCCACACGCUGUGUUGCAGACCUGGUCACGUGUCAUGUUCUAUUACCCUGCCCAAACGAGCUUAUGUUUCCGGAGAAAAUCUGCGGACAGAAAUCGUGGUGCAUAACAUGUCUAUACGGAAGUCUGGAGCUGUUAGUCUUCAACUUAAACAGAUCAUAUCAUACGGAGGAGUUCACACACGGACACUGCUUCUGAAAGACCACAAGAUUUGUGAUAGUCUCCGCCCGGGACAGCACAAAACCUGGCGAGAGUACCCCAUCAGGAUCCCCUCCAUGUGUCCCUCCCGUCUUCACAUGUGUAAGGUGCUAGACGUCCGGUACUGUAUCGCGGUUGAGGCCAGCUUCUCAGAUUCUGUCCUGUAUGCUGCAGUUCCUAUUAUUAUCGCCACUGUUCCAGAGCAACAUCUGGACUUCUCUAAAAUCUCGUACAAAGUCAGUGAACCUCCACUUAUGACGGACAAAACUGUAACAGAUUGUUACAUUUAUGGGUGCACAAAAGCGGAAACGGAAGAAGAAGACGUGAAACCAAAAUACAAAUACUUUGAAGAUAUGAAAGAUCCGAGAAGAGAAAGGGACAUUGUGACCAAACUACGUCAGAGUCCCGGUCUGAAGCGUAGAAAAGAGAAAGAAAAACUAAGAACAGCAAAAGAGGAUAAAGAUCAGUCCAGGCAUCUCUUGAAGCUUAAAGCAGACGACAUUGUGAUGGAAUCGCGUGCGUAAACAUGAAAUCGACAACCGGAAGCCGAUAAAUGCAAACCCGUUCUGUAAUGCCAAAUGAUUGCUUUACUUGCCAAAGAUCCUUCUUGUUGCUUGGCUGUUGUUCAAUCGCCGUCACUGAGAUCUCACUAUGUACAGCCCCUGCAUGCUGGACAUGCCAUUCUAUCUAUUACGAUCCAUAUACUAAAGAGGAAAUCAUCAUCUCGGUCUUUCAUUCUGUACAAUUGUUUUACACCGUCGCUCGGAGAUUUUGUUUUAAUGCUUUAACCAUUAUCCAUCCCAGAGUGAUUUAUAAAACUUUCUUGUAGAUUUAUGGAUCAUCCAUUCUGCUGUUGAUGCAACGAAUCUCUAGAGAAAAAUAUUCACUUUUAUUUAAAACCAUCAAGGACCAAGUGUCUUAUCGUUUUUAUGUGUGACCCUGAGCGAGAUAUUUUGUACACAUUUGUAAACGGUUUCUUUCUAUGAUAAUAUCGCUGGGCGAUACAUAGGGAUAUUUUUGAUUGUAUUUAUUGUGAGUACUGUAUUCUGGAUGCCCAUGUUGUGAUCGUGGUUAGUGUCGUGUGCUUGUGGUGAAGAAAAUGAAGUAUGAUAGGAUAUCCAUACCUCAUGUCGCUCCCAAAACAAGCUAUAUAUUUUCUGAUUUGGAAGAUAAUGAGGUGUUUUAUUUUAAUGAAUAGAAUGUUAUUUCUGUUAUCAGCUUAAUCUAUUAACGAGAACUGAAUGUAGUAUUAAAACUGAUUAAUCAGUACAAUAAAUGUAAUCUUUAUUCUGGACUUAUUCCGGAGUGACCCAGUUCAUGAUACUAAAUCCGUACCGCUGUCCAUUCCUCAUUGAUGUACGUGUACGUGACAGAAACCAAGCAUUGUUGUGCACUGGUAUGGAUACGUAUUGUAAAAAUACAUUACAUUGUAUGUACACUCAAGUAUUUGUGAGACUAAAGAUAUUAAAAUUGUGGAAACAA